AGGCCUCUGGGGGUGCAGCUAUGGUGUUUAAGUAAACAAGCCACUUGCCUAUUGAGCUGGCAGCUUGAUGGAUGCCUACGCCUAGAUGCUGUCAAUUCACUUUGUGGUUGAGAGUCUGCCAGGCGUCGAGGUGGUGAAAUGAGCUGAGCAGGAAUGAUGGCAGGUGCUGCAGAAGCUUCUGCACUCAGAGAGGGGGAAGGAAGAGGAGCCUCCCUAAAAUUAGGCAAUGAUGGAACCACACAUAUAAUGGUAACAGUAGUGUUCAAAGCAUAAGGGGUCUUGAGAAGCAAUGGCCACAGAAGCCCCUGUGAACAUAGUACCACCCGAAUGCAGCAGUGUUGUUGGCACAGCAGCUGACUCCUUCGUUUGGCAGCCAAACCUACUAAACAUGCAUGUCAUAAGGCCCAAGUCUGCCAAGGGGCGUACUCGGCCAAGUCUGCAGAAAUCUCAGAGCACAGAGGGGUGCCCUCACCACAUGUCACAUUCUCCGCCUCCAGCCAUUCCCUGUGAGUCACCAAGCAGCCAGAAGCCAGGGGCCUGCACACCCAAAUCUCCAAAUCAGCGAGCUCCUGAGGAGAUCCCUGAGCUGCUGCAGCAGGUGCCCAUUGUGGCUUCCUCUUCUCUCAAUAAGUAUCCAGUCCUACCUUCCAUCAACAGAAAGAACCUGGAGGAAGAGGGUGCUGUGGAAACAGUAGCCAAAAAGGCCAGCUCACUCCAACUGAGCAGUAUCAAGACCCUUUACCAAGAGGAAACCUGCAGCAUGAAGACAAGUGAGGAAGAUUCCAGAGGUCAAGCUUGUUCCCUGGAUGGGAAAUUCAUCAUCCGAACCAAGACACAGGGCUCCUCCAGGGUAGAAAACUUGGAGGAACCAUCAGACCGAGAGCCACGGCUGCUGCUUGCCAUCAGAUCACCAUUAGGCCAAAGGUUUGUACGCCAUUUCCGGCCAACUGAUGACUUACAAACCAUCGUUGCCGUGGCUGAGCAGAAGAACAAGACCACCUACCACCACUGCAGCAUUGAAACAAUGGAGGUGCCCCGGAGAAGUUUUUCUGACCUCACCAAAUCUUUGCAAGAGUGCAGAAUCCCGCACAAGUCGGUGCUGGGCAUCUUACAGGAAGAUGGGAGCAGUGGCCCUGAUUGCACAGCCACCCAGCUGGGAUCUGGGGUCCUGGGUCUCUGAGCAAGGAGCAUGCUUGGGUGCUGUGGCUUUCCAGGCAGGGUGGUUCCAAGUGCCAUGUGAAUCUGCUACAGCUGUGAUUCUCGGGACCUCAUCUUCACGGCAUCUCUUUUGAAGCAGUGAAAUUUGCACAUAAAUCGAAUGUGUUAAGACUCUUCCAGUUGUUAAAAUCUCUCCACCACUGGAGUGGUCAGGCAGGCUACUAAGGCUGUUACUGCAGCUGUUGCCAGGCCUGCUCCUUUCUAGAGUUUUGGGUCCUUCUAACAUAAUGGUCCUUUCUGGAGUACCUGCUUGCCUUUACAAUGAAUUCUCUUUCUCCCGAAGCCAGUGGUUUGCCUUGCUGUAUUUGAUGCAGGAUUAAACACUUCCCAGAGAGGAUUCUAGUCUGGCAAAUGACCAGGAUUCAAGCAAUGUCGAAUUGGCAUUUGUAAUUUUUGCAGGUAUCUUUAGGAAACAGGUAGUCGACACUAUCUUUGGAAGCGACCCCCUUGGAUGGAGUCUGAUGGUUAGAGUCCCUUGGGGAUUGCUGUUUGCGUUAGGUGACAUCAGAGAAAAGGAUAGGUCUUUUGCUAAUACAAAUCCCUCAGUACAUCAAAAUUUCUAAAAUAGUCCUAGUGCUAGAAAGUAAAUUGCUUCCACAGCCAUGGAUUAGCCAGUAACUACUUUUUAAUAGAGACUGACCGGAUUUACAACUUUUGGUAGCUACUCUGUGUGUGCAAAAUACUUCCAGACUUUGGAAAAGCCAAUGUUAUCUGAUUCCCUGUGUCAGUAAUAGAAUCCUUUGUUUCUAAAAUGUACAAACCUACAAGUCUGUACACGUUUGUACUAAAGACCCCCUUGGCUUACCUGUGGUGUGGAUAAAUUGUUUUCUUCCCCAGUGUCAGUGUCCCACCUACUUCAAACACAGAGGCUCCUUUGGAAAAACAUCAGCGGUGCCCCUGUUGUCUGCGAGCUCCGGAAAGAGGAGGGCACCUUGGUUUCAUGUUAUCUGGCUGCCUGCACUGAACGUCCAUGUGCCACAGCAUCUGGUGGAUGGACAUGAAGUACACGUGACAGCCUCAUCCUGUAGCCGCUUUGAAGACCACAGAGUCCUGUUUUUCCAACUCUGAAAGGGUGAAUGUGGACAAUUUGCCAAAGUUCUCUUGUAUUACAAGUUUAGCAAGACUCCCACAACUCAUCUGAUCGCCUUUAUGGCCAAAUCGCCUUUCAGAGUAGGGAACACGCAGGCGUUCUGGGUGCUGUCUUCCCCCAGAGCACAGGGGAUACAGGUUCUCCUAGGUACACAGAAAAGGCAGGAAUCAGAAGGCGUCCUCGAAGCAUAUCAGCAUUGGUGCUUCAGCAACAAGGGCAUUUUAUACACAGAUAAGAAAUGUGGUUGGAAAUGUUACUUCUAGCAAAUUGAUAUUUCCUAGCAAGGGAUAUUAGCAGUACCAUUUCUUCUGAAGAAAGCUUGUCUUUUCCUAACUGCAUUCCACACCACCCAGAUCACUCUAGAAUAGAUUAUUUCUGAAUAUUUUGCAAAAUUUCUUAGAACCAUCCUGGUUUGGGCCACCACUCCUUUGAUUGGAAAGGUCAGGUGGGGCUUGCAGUGCCUUGGGCAGGCCCAUGCGACUGGCACCCCUUUCAGUUACUGACCGUGGCAGAUGGGGCUGGUGGUGGGCUGGCAGUCGAGCCUGGUACUCACAGUUCAGGAAUUUCAUCUCCCACUUAGGACUCAGGCACAUAACUCUGCCUCUGAUCUGGGAGGCUGGGGGAAGAGCCUCCCAUAAAAUCACACCCACUCUGUGGUAAGAAUAAAAUCCCAUCCACCUGAGUCUUGGUAUUUUCUCCAGGCAGGAAAACUUCAGAAAACUUCAGUGAAAUGGAGCAUGCUUGAAGGAAUUAGAAUCUGUGCUUAGGGGUUUGCUGCUGCUAUUUUGCUUAGAAUUUUGGGGGCGGUGAAAAAAAAAGGAAGGCAUGAAGCAUAGAAAUAUUUUAGGAUAUUUUAGGAUAUGUGAAUAAAGCUAGAUUUGAGACAUCUUAAUAAACUUUGCUUUUUGGACAAAACAUGAUCUAACAAUAAAAACUGAUUUGUGUGAAACAGA
Choloepus didactylus (southern two-toed sloth) is the source of this 3261-nucleotide messenger RNA. RefSeq names its product UBX domain protein 10 (gene UBXN10). Gene Ontology annotation, molecular function: protein binding. NCBI's taxonomy places the organism in Eukaryota, Metazoa, Chordata, Mammalia, Pilosa, Megalonychidae. The record is from RefSeq and is a predicted model, not a curated record. The transcript is spliced from 3 exons. The coding region runs from base 290 to 1180 and encodes 296 amino acids.